This is a messenger RNA of Recurvomyces mirabilis, 1722 nucleotides long. RefSeq lists its product as uncharacterized. The transcript has a single exon. Bases 1 to 1722 code for a protein of 573 amino acids. Lineage: Eukaryota; Fungi; Ascomycota; Dothideomycetes; Mycosphaerellales; Teratosphaeriaceae. The record is from RefSeq and is a predicted model, not a curated record.
AUGGCCGAUAACCGUACUGGCUUCCAAGACGCGCCACUGUUGGCCCUAAUCGCGGAGGGCAAUUUAACAGAGCGGUUGCAGCCCGAAUCACCCGAAUCAUCGGAUACAGAACAACAGAGUAUUGGUGACGUCGUCCAUCUGCCCCAGGGUCUGAUGUUGCAGGACGAAGACCUUGUGACGCUCCUUGCGGCGACGGAGCAAUUCUGGCCUAUCUGGCCACCCUGGCAGUAUGGCACCCUUCCUCCGACCAUGCGCACUCUCCAGACCGGUGGAGUGAUAUUUGCUGCUUGCUUUCUGUCCCAAAUGGCAAGGUCUAGUAGCCAUUGCAUCGCGGCCAAGGCCUUACUCUGGCUGUCGUUGUGUGUUCAACAGGCGCCCAUGACGCUGCAGCUGACACGAUGUUUACUCUUGCAGGAGGCUCUUCUCGCCUCUUAUAUGCGAACCGCCGAAAGUCUGCUGGCGUCGGCGUCGGGCAAGGGUGAGACGCUGCACGGGAUUGAGGCCCGUCUCAUCCAGCAGAAGCUCUACAUGAAUAUGGGCCGGCCACGACGGGCCUGGCUCAGCCUUCGUCGUGCCGCCGAUGAGGCGAUGCUCCUGCGGCUCCACCGCAGCCCAGAACAAAUCAAUGGAGGAGGAGGAGGAGGAGAGAGACACCGGGAGGUAGCCAUCUGGACCGAGAUUUGGCAUCUCGAGACCAAUUUCGCGCUGAUACUAGGCCUACCGAAUACCGUUCCGGGUUUCACCUCGAGCACGAGCUACGAAAGCCCGCUUUGUAUGUUCCAGCACAGGUUAGGUGGCCUCGCUGCGUCUGUCGUGGCCAGAAACCAGAGCGCGCAGCCGAGUUACUUCGCGACCGUGGAGUUAGGCCACGAGCUUGAACAGUGUCGCGGCCUCAUGCCCGAUAUCUGGUGGAACGAGCUGCCUCAGCUGGAUCAGUCCUUUGUGCAAGUCUUUGCUCGACAGGCGACAAAGAUACAGUAUUUUCUCAUCGUCAAGCUGCUACACCUGCCUUUCAUGCUUAGCGCUAACGACGGGCACAAGUAUAGCCGCACAUCGGCCGCUGCUGCAUCACGAGGCCUGAUUGCGGCCUAUCUAGGCCUUCGGAGCUGUGAUGAGGGCCAGUUUACUGUAUGCGAGUCGCUCGAGUUUCAGGCCUUUAGUGCCGGCGUGACGCUGCUUAUCCGACUUAUUUCGAAUGCGUCCUUGCGAGCGGGAAGCGAAGAUGUCAAUGUUCGCGAUGACUGGGCGCUUAUCGAGGCGCUGACCACAGCGCUGCGACGGACUGCGAACCUCAUGCGGUGUCGCGUCGCCAGUCAGGCCGCCGAAGUGCUUGGACUCCUUACGCAAGCGGCACAGUGUACCUAUACCGGCCCAGACAGAUACAACGUCGUCCUUCCGUACUUUGGCAAGAUCACUAUUACCCGGUCGCGGAGCCAGAGCAUGACCCACCCGAAUGGACGCGGCGAGUACUACCAACAGCAGCAGCAGCAGCAGCCGCCGCAGCCGCCGCCGCCGCCUCCUCCCUCCUCCAGCAUCGUCUCGAUUAGUGCCAACCUCUCCAACUUCGGCCACUUUCCUGGGAGCCCUGAGGGGGAGCUCGGCGGCGAUUGGACGUCGAUGGCCGGCAUUGACAUGAACUUUGAUUGGAUGCAAACAUUCACCUUUGAGAGCGAUAAUAUCGACAAUGACAACAAUGAUAGCAACAUCAACGACCUCCUAUAG